UUUAAAGAAUGGGAGUUUGUGUUUCUAAAGAAAAGUAAAAGAGAAGCUCUAAAUAAUCUACAAAGUCUUAAUUAAGUCUUUAAAAUUUUAUGAUAACUUAAGAUAAACAAACUACUAAUUUGUAUCAAUCAACUAAAAUUCAUGUAGGAACUUAACCAAAAGAAUAUGAUUAUACAAGUAUCAUAAAUAUAUAAAUCUUAGAUCCACAUAGAUAAUACAAUGUUGUACUAAAUGGAGUGGUCUUUGCAGUUGUUAAUUCAGUAGAAAGGUCUUUUAAUGAAGAGCCAAUGAAUCAUGAUAUUUGAUACAUAAAUUUUUAAAAAAAAAGA
Paramecium sonneborni is the source of this 329-nucleotide messenger RNA. Lineage: Eukaryota; Ciliophora; Oligohymenophorea; Peniculida; Parameciidae. The record is from the annotation of a GenBank genome assembly.